This is a messenger RNA of Capronia epimyces CBS 606.96, 1068 nucleotides long. RefSeq lists its product as uncharacterized. The record is from RefSeq and is a predicted model, not a curated record. The transcript has a single exon. Lineage: Eukaryota; Fungi; Ascomycota; Eurotiomycetes; Chaetothyriales; Herpotrichiellaceae. The coding region runs from base 1 to 1068 and encodes 355 amino acids.
AUGCCGGCGGUGCUAUUACUACCCGCUUCUGCUGCUGCGUUUGCGCCGCGAUCAACGUGCAAUGUCGUUCUCAACACCAAAGUCGAGCCCUGGUUAACCGCCACCCUCAAGCGAACCAACAAGGUCAAGCGACCUCUGAACAGCGUCACUCAACACACCCGGUGUCUGACCGAGACGCUGUCCUCGCCCAACGCCAUCUGGUCGUUGUGUUCCAUCAUGGUGCCGAAAGCACCCGAGACGGAAUUGCGAAAAGACUCGAACCCGCUGGUGGAGGCUUUGUUCAAUUACCAACUAAUCCACAUUGAGGCGUACGUGGUCCACGUCGACAUGGUCUCUCAGAACGAGGUCGCCUUCAAGCUGACGACAGACACCAUCGAUUCGCUGGUCGAGUAUCACAAAGAGGUCUUCUCCGUCGACACCGCCGCCAACACCUGGACCUGGUCGGAGAAGGAGCAACAACUGAAGAAACUGCACGAGGAGUUUGUGCAGGCUGCCAACAAGUUCAUCUUUCGCACGAGCGCACUCGUUCUCGAGGGCAUGGAGGAAGGAGGGGCGGGAGAGCUGCUAUGUGGCAGAAGUGAAGAUGUUCGCGCCUCCAUCAUGGGCCUCUUCGUGCCACUUCUCCCUCCGCCUCCGAGGAUUGUGGAUGUCAUUCGGCCUACUCCUCUCCUGCCCAGCUCUACGGGCGUUGAGCAGUGGUGGCCAUCCCAACAUCUGCACGCUAUCCCGAGCGCCCCCGUGGAACCGUGGAAGAUUAUCCCCUCGAGUCCAAGCCCCGUCUCUUCCUGUGAUUCCGGCCACAACAUGUGGUCGAGCAUGGGUGUUAACGAGAUACAACUGCCAUCGCCCACUCCUUCCUUCAGCCAACCCUACUCUUCAGCUGCGUACAGCGCUCCUCAGUACUACAGUGCACCGGCUUACAGUGCUCCAACGGCCGUCUCGUCAUUUCAGGCCCUUCCUCUCCCCAGCAUGUUGGCUCAACAGCCAUGCAGUACUUCUGCAAGCCUGAGCACGUUCGGUUGGGAUCGAUACCAGGAAUAUACGAUGCCAUACGCAACCGCCAUGUGA